This is a messenger RNA of Odobenus rosmarus divergens (Pacific walrus), 1224 nucleotides long. RefSeq lists its product as uncharacterized. The record is from RefSeq and is a predicted model, not a curated record. Gene Ontology annotation, molecular function: DNA-binding transcription factor activity, RNA polymerase II-specific; RNA polymerase II cis-regulatory region sequence-specific DNA binding. Bases 1 to 1224 code for a protein of 407 amino acids. The transcript is spliced from 5 exons. Gene Ontology annotation, biological process: regulation of transcription by RNA polymerase II. NCBI's taxonomy places the organism in Eukaryota, Metazoa, Chordata, Mammalia, Carnivora, Odobenidae.
AUGAGUGCCGAUCCAGCUCUGCCCCAAUGCCCGCCUGGCCCCGAAGCACCCAGUUCUAGGGACUCUUCUCCAAUGCCUGAGAUUUAUGGGCCUGAAGAAAAUGAUGCGUCCCUGCAAAUGUCAUCUGCUGAGACACCCCACGCGGAGACCGUCUCUCCUCUUCCUGCAUCCAAGGAUCUGCGUGUUCAGGACAGCCCCGACUCCUCCACCAGUCCCAGGGUAAAAGUACCACCCACUUCUGGGGAGGAGAGAACAGUGAGGAAGGAAGAUACGGCCCAGGGCAAGAAACAGAAGAUCAGGACCGUGUUCUCUCAGGCCCAACUCUAUGUCCUCAAUGAUCGAUUUCAGAGACAGAAAUACCUCAGUCUCCAGCAGAUGCAAGAACUUUCCAACAUUCUGAACCUUAGCUAUAAGCAGGUGAAGACCUGGUUCCAGAACCAGAGAAUGAAAUGUAAGAGGUGGCAGAAAAACCACUGGCCAAAGGAGAGCAAGAGUGUGACUCAGUCUGUACCUGGAAGGAAGAAGCACACUGGGUUGAUUUGCCAAGCUCUUCUGAAUUUCACAGUCUGGAUCCAAAGCUCUAAAGUGGGAGGAUUAGAAGCCUUGCUUACUGAAUUUCAAGCACCCGGUUCUCAGGACGACGGGUUUGCGGCCGUCCGCGCCUGCGCAGUGAGCGCGCGGCCGAAGCCCCGCCUCCCGCCGGGUCUGCGGUUUCCCGGGCGCCUGCGGGCCUCCAGCCACGCCGCAGGGGAGGGCUGGGGGAAGGGCGGAGGAAGUGGGCGGUGGGGGCCGCAGGGCCACGCCUGGGGCUGGAGAGGCUCAGGCCGGAAACCUGCGUGCUGGGUGCUCGCUGCGGACAGCUGUCACGGAAGGAGCGGGGCGGCGACACGAAGGAGGAAGGUGGGCGCUUGGCGCGACCGUGGUCGCCCCUGUGCCGCCGCAACCAGGGCCGGGAUCCAGGACACAGAGCUGAUACGAGGCGAUUCGUUGGGGUCACUCUGGGAGUGGACACUCAAGGAGUUCUCCAUGGUGAUAGGAUGGCGUAAGAAAGCCCCGGAACGGAGAGCCAGAGCUGGAGGACUGGGGCUCAUCUGCGGCCUGGUCCCCACCUGCGGCCUGGUCCUCAGCAUCUCGCAGCGCCAGGCCCCAGGCCCAGGGGCACUCCUUCUACUUCUCCCCUCCUCCCUUUCCCUUUCCUGGCCGGCGGCCACUAGCCCAACUUAA